This is a messenger RNA of Diprion similis, 1567 nucleotides long. RefSeq lists its product as uncharacterized. The transcript has 5 exons. The record is from RefSeq and is a predicted model, not a curated record. Lineage: Eukaryota; Metazoa; Arthropoda; Insecta; Hymenoptera; Diprionidae. The coding region runs from base 1 to 1104 and encodes 367 amino acids. Gene Ontology annotation, molecular function: hydrolase activity, hydrolyzing N-glycosyl compounds.
AUGCGUAGAUUUCGAACCAGCGAUAACAGCUCUGAUGAUACUUUGCACUCAUUGUCAGAGAACAUAAGAAUUGUAAUGGCUACAGCCCUGGGAGUAGGGAUUGGAGUCGCCCUGAUCACUUGUCUUCUAGAAUACCCAAGUGUUGCAGACGCUGGAAACAUAACGAAAGUUGGAAAACUUUUAAUCGACACGGAUGCCGGUGCCGACGAUGCGAUCGCCAUUCUCAUGGCUUUGCAAUCGGAAAAACUUUACGGUGAUGCAAACGUGGUGGGAAUCACAUGCGUUAAUGGAAACACCUACGUCGACAACGUAGUUCUAAACGUACUAAAGACCCUGAAGGUCGUCGACAGACUUGACGUCCCUGUCUACAAAGGUUCGCAGCAACCGUUGUUGUUGAAUGAUGAAAAAACGGAUUACUUCGGCAAAGAUGGCUUUGGGGAUUUUGAAUAUCCUGAUCCUCCGUCGCCAAACUUGGUUCAAGACAAACAUGCAGUGAACGCAAUGAUCGAGCUUGUAAAAGCAAACCCAGGUGAAAUAACGCUCCUGGCUUUGGGACCACUGACAAAUGUCGCUAUGGCAAUCAGGAUGUACUCACCAUUUAUCGACGAACUUCAGCAACUCAUAAUCCUGGGUGGUAGCAGCGAAGGAGUAGGAAACGUGCGACCUGGAAUCGAAUACAACUUCGCAGUCGAUCCUGCGGCCAAUUAUAUCGUACUUAACGCGUCGACGUCAAAGCCUGCCAUUCUACUACCGUACGAAGCAUCGGAGCGAGCCAAGACAACGAUGGCUUUCAGAACUUCGUGGAAUGAGACCGACAACUUAAAGGUUUGGCUAAUUAAUUCUGCUGAAUCUGUUACGCUGAAUCCUGACAACGAAUACUGGGAGUGUGCUGAUGGUGUGGCUGCUGCUGUCGCCCUAACUUCCGGCACUAUCGUAACAAAAUCAAAAACCUUGUACUCGAACGCCAUUUAUGAAGGAUCGCUAACCGCGGGGAUGGUUGCAAUCGACUACUCAAACCUAACGCAAAAAGUACCAAACACAAAUCUGAUCCAGGACGUAGAUGCCGACGAAUUUAAAACCAUGUUACUGACACUUUUGAGCUAACAGAAUUUCGCCGUCAACCCUAUUUGAUCAGCUUGGUGACUCGGCUAGUUAAACCCUCGUAAAAAUAUUGGCUAAUCCCCUUUCAUAACGUAUAAAUGCCAAUCAUUUAUCAGGAUCCAACUACCGUCACAUUCUGGCGAAUUACUAAAAAACUAACCACCAGUUUUACCCAUUUUUGCCAUGAGAAGACGAAUUGUUCUUUGCAAUCUCAGCAAGAGGUAACAGGAGGAAAAAAGAGUUCAAAAGAAAAAUCGAGUCAGAUGUCGAUCACUCUUUAACACAGAACCCGUAUAUCAUAGGUAGUAUAAAAAUGAUAAGGGAUAAAAAAAUUGACUGGAUAAUUAAGCCGCAAGUGUCAGUGUAUCGAUUUGUUACGGAUCAUGGUUACAUCUGCGAUAUCCUUACCCUUAGAAGUGAUUAACGUCGCAUUAUGUAUCUGAGAAAAAUUAAUAAACAUAAAUUG